CCACCUCUGCUCACAGAUGAAAAUCCACUAUGGAUUAAGUGUUGGGACCUUCAGAUUGAACACUUGACAUUUGGGGUUGAUCUGUUCUCGGAGUCAAUUUAGAGGAAUAUUCCUUAAAAAACUGGAUUUGACGGAGCGGUGCCUGCUGGAAUCCUUCCUGCAGUCCAGGGACCAUCCGAAAGGGUGAGUAAUAUGAGGAAGCCUUUGAAUGUGCUUGAUCCUGGGAUAAGACUACGGGACCUUCAGGGUGUUUAGACCAGGGAGCAGCAUGCAAAUCAACCGGUGAACCGCUGCUGCCCACUGAACCCCUGACUUGAAGCUGCCAGCACCACCAGCUCAACUUCUGGGGCAGGAAUUCCAGACACUCCAGCUCUGUCUGCCAGCCUGCACCUAAACACCAUGGAUUUCAUGCUACCCAUAAGAAGUCAAGAAAUGAUAGCUUUCUCCUGCUCUGAUCCUUUCCUGGAUCCCGACGGCAUCAACACCCGAAUCCAGCACCAGGUCGUAAAGAGAAAGCUCCGGCCUGGACGGAUUCUCGGCUUCAUCAUCAGCCUGGUGGCUGUCUGCACAGUUUGUUCACUGAGUGCCUUGUCGUUGGCCACUGUAGUGGCCACUGACCUCAAAUCAGUUGCAGAGACCUCAGAAGAUGCAGCAGUGCCCCAAAGAACUCUCCUACAGCACCAGAACCUCUCAGCAGCCACAGAGGACACACCGGUGGCCAUGAAGUCAUCAGAUUUGGAGAUGAAUCAAGGAGACUACCCAACAGACUACUUCAGCGUGGAGGACAGGCGCCAGGGCUAUGUGCUUCUUCAUAUGUUUGGAAUGUUAUAUAUGUUCAUAGCCUUAGCCAUCGUUUGCGAUGAGUUUUUCGUCCCUGCACUCACUGUCAUAACAGAGAAGCUGGAGAUCUCGGAUGACGUAGCUGGGGCCACCUUCAUGGCGGCAGGUGGUUCAGCCCCAGAGCUCUUCACUUCUGUCAUAGGGGUGUUCGUGUCUCACAGCAAUGUGGGCAUAGGUACCAUUGUGGGAUCUGCAGUCUUCAACAUCUUGUUUGUGAUUGGGAUGUGCGCCCUGUUUUCCAAAGAGGUGCUGAACCUCACCUGGUGGCCUCUGUUUAGAGACGUCUCUUUUUAUAUCAUCGGGUUGCUCUUGCUCAUCUAUUUUUUCCUGGAUAAUCAAAUCACCGUUUCGGAAAGUAUCAGUCUGUUAUUGUGCUACACUUGCUACGUGACAUUUAUGAAGUACAAUGCUGAGGUGGAAAAUUUCAUCAAAACCAGGCUGAGCAGAAACCAGGUGGACGAGCUGGAAACUGCUCCAAAGGUAAACGCACCAGGAGACGAUGAGAACAAGUUGACAGCCAAACCCCGGCUGCAGAGGGAAGGCAGCUGUGCAUCGCUGCACAACUCCCUGAUGAGAAACAGCAUCUUCCAGCUCAUGAUUCACACACUGGACCCCCUCAGUAAUGAAGAAGCAUCUGUGUCCUCCCCUGCAGGACAGUUUAAAGAGAAGGCAUCCAUCCUCCACAAAAUGGCCAAAAAGAAGUGCAAAGAAGAUGCUGCCACUGCCAAUGGUGUAGUUGAUAAAGCCUCCCAAAAAAGUUCAAAGGUUGCUGUGGAGGUGACGCCCCCCAUGAAUGGAGUGGCAGUAGGAGACCUGGAGGGGGAGGAAGAGGAAGAUGAAGACCAGCCUCUGAGCUUGGCCUGGCCUGAUACCCUCAGAAAACAGAUCACCUAUCUCUUAAUCCUUCCCAUCAUCCUUCCCCUUUGGCUCACAUUGCCAGAUGUCAGGAGAGAGACAUCUCAGAGGUUCUUUCCAAUCACUUUCAUUGGCUCCAUCUGCUGGAUUGCUUUCUUCUCAUACCUGAUGGUGUGGUGGGCUCACCAGGUUGGAGAAACUUUCUGGAUCACAGAGGAAAUCAUGGGUUUGACCAUUUUAGCAGCAGGCACAUCCAUCCCUGACCUGAUCACAAGUGUGAUUGUGGCAAGAAAAGGCCUGGGUGACAUGGCAGUGUCCAGCUCCGUGGGCUCAAACAUCUUCGAUAUCACUGUUGGCCUGCCUUUCCCAUGGCUCCUCUACAACAUCAUCAACGACUUCAAGCCUGUGGAAGUGAGCAGCAACGGCCUGUUCUGUGCCAUCGUCCUCCUUUUCCUUAUGCUCCUCUUUGUCAUCAUUUCCAUCGCGGCUUGCAAGUGGAGGAUGAGCAAGAUCCUGGGCUUCCUAAUGUUCCUGCUCUACUUCGUCUUCCUGGUGGUCAGCGUCAUGCUGGAGGACAGAGUUAUCGUGUGCCCAAUCACCAUCUAAAUGAGGAACUCCUGCUGAUGAACUGAAAGCUGAAAUUUGCUCUUUAACAGUGCAAUAACAUACGACCAGUUGUAUGUUAUUACAACAUGCUCAUCAUAAAUAACUUUACUGCAUACACACAAACACUAUAUAUAUAUAUAUAUAUAUAUAUAUAUAUAUAUAUACAUAUAUAUGUACACAUGUACACACUUACAAGCUGAUGUGGUUCAAACAGAAGUUUUCUUUUAAAUGAAUGCUGCUGGUUCAAGCUGUUGCAUCAUAGCAGUUUCACAAAGCCAUGUAGGCCUAUUGUUUAGGCCUCCCAAUGAGGAGACACUUUGCACUGUGUGAAACAUCCAGUCAGGACUGUCUGAGACCUGCUGAAACAAUAAAUGGAGAGACAAUGGAAACUGGAUGAUGGGGAAAAACUUUUCUUUCAGAAUGAAUGACAAAAACUGCAACAGUGAAAAAAGAAACUCUACCAGUCAGUGAAGUCAUUACGAAUAUAAAUGAUAUGGACACUCGAAGAGACAUGUUAUCGUUUCAAUGCCAGAGGAGCUUUGGCUUUGAGAUCAAGGAAAGUGUCAUAGAACAAAAAAAAAAAAAAAAAAAAAAAAAAGAAUGGCCAAGGGAACUUAUUUUUGAUAGCUGCUUUUUUAGACUUUGAGAUGUAAAGAGUAUACAAAACUUCAGAUUUUGGUUUGCAAUAUGAUAGACUAAUACAGUUGAUUGUCAAUGAUUUGACGUUGGUUUCAGAUAACGCUUCAUGUUCACCCCAUUCAUGAUUUACUAUGCAUUAAAUAUUGAAUAGCUUAACACACCUUGGUUUUCUUUACAUCUGCUUCUGAGUGCUAAAAAUGGUUGGAACAUAGCUCUCCAUUCUGGCUGCCUUUAAGUGCACCACUGUAGAAAGGGAAACACGUCAAUAUCCUGGUUUUACUGAAAAUACUUGAUGGCAGAGAUGUUUGUUCAUUUGUUGUUGUUUUUGUAUGUGCUGACCCCCACAGAUGCUAUUUAAAUCGGGGGUGGGUUGGCCACCGCAAGUCUUGUCAGUGGGGAGUGGGUGCGCCCCCGUGAAGCUACAGUCCAAGCAGCUGGUUGGAUACUGGUUGUUCACUACUGGAGGGUAAAAAUAUAUUGUAUUUUUUAUCUUAGCUGAUUGAAGGGGUCUCUUUUUUUAAGGAAUCUGGAUUAUAUUUCAUCAUAUUAUUCUUCACUUAAUAGAGUUCCUCAGAAACAUAGUUUAACAUUUAUGAAACAUUUAAUCUAUAUCUAAAACCUCAGAAAUGUCAUUUUCUUUGUUUUUUGGCUUCAUAACCGGUCAAACCUGGACUGAAAUAUUUUUCUAUGAUUAAAUAUUCUUUAUAUCACAGUUUUAAAUUGUGAGAUCUGUAAAACAUUGUGAAAAAACUGUUCUUCGGGUGCAGAAGGAGGUGCUCGCCUACGGUGCCCUUCUUCCAAGAACUGCCCCUGAGUGAGGGACCAAAGAUUAGCCCCAUUUUUUGUGUCAUUCUUGUUUAAUUGUUUAAAUUUUCUUUUUUUUUAUUAAGGAUUCAUAAAAAAAAUUGAAGAGUUUCAUAUGAGCGAGUAAUUCGGAUUUUUUGUUGCUAAUUACUUAUGUUAAACAGAAUAUACGUACUGUAAUUUAUCUCCGGUGUUGUUCACUAUGACUUCAUUGCCAUCUGAAAGAGGAGGUUGUUUUCUUUUGUGCACGUUAAGUCAGAAAUAUCCCUACAGUCAGUCUGUGACCCAGCUCUGAUUCUGGGACUAGAGUUUAAUGCGGUGAAACAAUGUGUGCACGUAGAAAAUCUCUGUCUUUUUCAUCUUUUUCUUUUUAAAUGUAUACAGACUUUCAAAAGAGACUUAAUAACAGCAACAAUUGCAAAUACUUUAAGCAUGUACUGAUGUUAAUAAAAAAUAUGUUGAUGUUCUACAAUAAAAUAAUCCCUCUCUUUAA
Messenger RNA from Cyprinodon tularosa, 4237 nucleotides. RefSeq names its product sodium/potassium/calcium exchanger 2-like. The transcript is spliced from 10 exons. The record is from RefSeq and is a predicted model, not a curated record. Gene Ontology annotation, molecular function: calcium channel activity; calcium, potassium:sodium antiporter activity. Lineage: Eukaryota; Metazoa; Chordata; Actinopteri; Cyprinodontiformes; Cyprinodontidae. Gene Ontology annotation, biological process: long-term synaptic potentiation; long-term synaptic depression; calcium ion transmembrane transport. Bases 400 to 2301 code for a protein of 633 amino acids. Gene Ontology annotation, cellular component: membrane.